This is a messenger RNA of Psammomys obesus (fat sand rat), 1561 nucleotides long. It is a transcript of the gene Dnajb6, whose product is annotated as DnaJ heat shock protein family (Hsp40) member B6. Gene Ontology annotation, biological process: positive regulation of proteasomal ubiquitin-dependent protein catabolic process; protein refolding. NCBI's taxonomy places the organism in Eukaryota, Metazoa, Chordata, Mammalia, Rodentia, Muridae. The transcript is spliced from 8 exons. The coding region runs from base 154 to 879 and encodes 241 amino acids. The record is from RefSeq and is a predicted model, not a curated record. Gene Ontology annotation, molecular function: ATPase activator activity; Hsp70 protein binding. Gene Ontology annotation, cellular component: endoplasmic reticulum membrane; cytosol.
CUGUUUGUUGUUCGAGAAAAAGAGAGAAAGGAAAGCGCGAGAAGACGCCACCACAGCUACCAGCCCAGCUGUGCCAGGGCCGCGAGGAGACCAGCCGCCCGACUUCCCCCGGUCGCCGCCACGUCCUCGGAUUUGUUCCAACACUGUUAAAACAUGGUGGAUUACUAUGAAGUUCUGGGCGUGCAGAGACAUGCCUCACCCGAGGACAUUAAAAAGGCGUAUCGGAAACAGGCACUUAAAUGGCACCCAGACAAAAAUCCUGAAAAUAAAGAAGAAGCAGAGCGGAAAUUCAAACAAGUAGCCGAGGCAUAUGAAGUAUUAUCGGAUGCAAAAAAGCGGGACAUCUAUGACAGAUACGGCAAAGAAGGAUUAAAUGGUGGUGGAGGAGGAGGUGGAAGUCACUUUGACAGUCCAUUUGAGUUUGGCUUCACGUUCCGGAAUCCAGAUGAUGUCUUCAGGGAAUUUUUUGGAGGAAGGGACCCAUUUUCAUUUGACUUCUUUGAAGACCCAUUUGAUGACUUUUUGGGGAACCGAAGAGGUCACCGAGGAAGUAGAAACCGAGGUACUGGCUCGUUUUUCUCUGCCUUCGGUGGAUUUCCUGCGUUCGGUGGAUUUCCUGCUUUUGAUACAGGCUUCUCUUCGUUUGGGUCAAUAGGUCAUGGGGGUCUUACUUCAUUCUCUUCAGCGUCAUAUGGUGGCAGUGGAAUGGGCAACUUCAAAUCAAUAUCAACUUCAACUAAGAUUAUUAACGGCAAAAAAAUCACUACAAAGAGAAUUGUGGAGAAUGGUCAAGAAAGAGUAGAAGUUGAAGAAGAUGGACAGUUAAAGUCCUUGACAAUAAAUGGUAAGGAGCACCUGCUACGCUUGGAUAACAAGUAAUUCAACGCACGCAUUUAACUGAAAUGUUAAACCAUAACAAGCACCAUUUGAGGAAUAACAGGAACUUUUUUUUUUUUUAAGAUUUCAAACGAACUCAACUUUCUGUGUAACUGUACCUAAUCUAAAGUAUUUAUAAAACAGCUCAUCAAAGCCCCUAUUUGUCAUAGAUUUCUGAGUUUGUUGUUGGGAACCACAAAAUAGGACCUUUUUUUUUUUUUUUUUUUUUUGUCUUUAAAAUUGUUGUAAUCUCUGUAUGCACUUUGAUUUAAACAAAACGUAAUCUGAGGUGAGCCCUGUGACUCUUGAGUAGUGCUAGGACAAGACUGUUUUUCACACCAGCAUGGAUCUGCUUCCCAUUGUGUUGAAAUGUGAGUGCGUAGUGUCAGCCUGCUGUGAUGGUAACAUUGCCAGAUGAAUCUUCUACAGAAAUAUUUCAAUUUUAUUUUCAGUAUUUAGUGACGAAAGCUAUUACUGCAUCAAUGGUAAUACAUUUCUGGUUUAGUGUAAAUUAAGGAUGUUUUCUAGUUGUGCAUGGAUGCUGGCAACUUUGUCAGUUCUGACAAUUGUUUAAAUAUGUAAUGUUAAGCUUAGGUUUAAAAAAGCUGGUUAAUUUGGGUCUUUUGUCAUUUGCUUAAAAAAAAAAGAAAAUAAAUGCGAAUGUGUUUGGUGCAUUCUUUCAUGA